UAUCAAUAUGAAGCUACGUAUAAUCAAUUAAAACCACCCACCUGCCUAAAUUUUGAUUAGUAACUUGGGAAAAUUGAUAUUGAAGAACCAAUAGAAAUGGAUUUUGAUACUUUCAUACCAGAUUGAUCUACCACGUUAUUGCAAAGAGGUUCAUAGAAAAAAUGUAUUUCAGCAGCCAGUCAACAAUUGAGUGCUUUUCAAUUUUUUUGAUAAUUUUGUUGGGCUUACAGCCUGAUGGUGUAAGACUGUUAUCCAGUCAGGUUACAGUAUUCUCUGACAACAGUACACUAAAAUUUAAUAAGUUGACAGUAUUUAAAUCUUCGAUUUUUGUUGGUGCAGUUAACCGUUUGUAUCAAUUAUCACUUGAUCUUGAAUUGUUAGCGAAUAUUACAACCGGACCAUUUUCUACAAAUUUUUCAGUUACAAAACCUGGUUAUAAUGAGAAAGUGAACCCCAAAUCAAUGGAUAAUCAUAACAAAAUUUUGCUGCUAUAUGAACAAAAUGAUACUUCACGUUUGAUAACUUGUGGAACCCUUCAGUUUUGUAGUAUAUAUAAUUUGAAUGGUACAACAAUGUCAGAAUCAAACGUUAUAAAAGUAUUUGAACCUGUUGUGGCAAACACUCCUACUGCAUCAACAGUAGCUUUUAUUAAACAUUUAGAGGAUGCCAGAGAAUCUGAUAUUGAUGAAGGAUACACUCUAUGGACAGCGCAAUCCUAUAGUAACUUCACCCAGCCAUUUCAAGUGCCAGCUUUUGCUGUGAGAAAUUUGCCUUCUUUCAGAUUAAUUGAUAAUUCCAGCAAGAUUUUAUUUAAUAGCAAAUAUCGCGAUAAAUACAUUGUAAAUUAUAUUUAUGGAUUUGAAUCUCCUGAAAACCACUACAAGAGCUACAUUUUAACAACUCAGCAAAGUUCUGUAACAGAAACAUCCCCAUAUAUUUCAAAAUUGAUUAGGAUUUGUGGUGGAGCUCUCGGAAGAAAUCUUGUAAACAGGUAUGCUGAGAUUCCACUUGAGUGCAUUGUAAAAGGAGAACGACCCUAUAAUUUGGUGCAAGCAGCAUCUCUAGGAGUUUCUGGUUCUGGAGAAACUUUACUAUUUGCGAUAUUCUCUCAGAGUGAAAAUAUGAACUCACAGAAACCAAAUAACCGUAGUGCCAUAUGCAUGUAUUCACUGAAAGAUAUUGACAAACAAUUUGGUGAAAAUAUAAAAAACUGUUUCCAUGGAAAUGGAAAGCCAGGGGUGGAAUUUAUAUCACCUGGAAGACAAUGUAUAAAACAUAGUAUUCAUAAGGGUUUCUGUUUAUCAGGCAUAAACAUGCCCAUUGGUGGGAAUAUUCCAAUAAAAAGACCUUCUUUGCUAACAUUUGAUGCGCAUCUGACAGCAAUUGCAACAAGACAUUUAGAUGAGGAUUCACACAUAGAUGUGUUUGUUGGUACAAGUACUGGGCACUUGAAAAAGAUCAUUGUGGAGAAUAGUACUAGUGCAUGCGAGUAUGAUGAUGUAACAAUCGAUGAACAGUCCCCAGUAAAUGCGGAACUCGUUUUAUAUGAAAAGGAUUUGCUGGUGAUGACUGAAAAUACACUCACCAAAGUUGAUGUAGAAAAAGUGCAAAUAACUUGUGCGGUGUUCAGAACACAUGAUGAUUGUAUACAAUCCAAUACAACAUGCAAUUACUGGUGCUCACGUACCAAAGAAUGUACUACAAAAUGCAGUUGUAAUUUGAGAAUACGUUAUUGGAAGUCGAUGUAUGAUUCCAUAAAAUCAGAAAAUUCAUCAAUUCUUAAGCCACAUGAUUCGGAGUACCUCCAACGUGACAUUUCCAUAGCUGUUAAAUUGAGAUCCAGUUCGGAUGAAUUUUCUGUUAUAUUAUUACAAUUCAAAGAAUAUCUUUAUUGUGUGAUUGCUGAUGGAAACUUAAACAUUACUUUUCCUGCAAAAAAUGUUACUUACCAAUCAGAAAAUGAAUAUACAAUUGACUGUAGUUUUCCAAAUUCUUCACUUGCCUUGCCAUCUGGCAGUCAUUAUUUCAGCUCAACAUUGUGGAUUUUAAUUAGUAAUGAAAAUACUCCAUUUGUUUGGAGCACAAACAUCUCAUUACAUCAUUGCAACGUGUACACUUCUUGCUUUGAGUGUAUUGAUUCGAUGUCUCAAUGUUACUGGAGAACAGAUGAACAGAAGUGCAGGUUCAAGCACACUAUAAAAAAACAUAAAAAACCCAGUAAUCAUUCUAAUGCGCUCAUCAAAUCAUGUCUGCAUCCAGCAAUUCCGACUAUCUCUUCUUUUUGGCCAACAAAAGCCGCAGCUUUUGGAAGCCUUCCUAUCACUAUUCGAGGUGAAAACUUGGGUUAUUCAUUUAAAGACAUAAUGAAUCCAAUUGACAUAUCUGGAGUACCUUGCAUACCAAUUGACAAUCAGUUUGAACCAAUGAAGAAAGUUGUCUGCUUUAUUAAUCAAUCUAGUCCUCAGAAAGUUGAAAGAAGACCUUUCCAAGUUGUAACCAAUCCGGCAGUUAGAGAAGGGCCAAUAGAGAUGAUGGUCAAUUAUGUGUUGGCGAAAUCCAGAGAAAGUUUUACUUUUGUAGUUCCUAGAAUCCAUUUGGUUUCUCCGCUUUCAGGGUCUGCAUCUGGCGGUACUAAACUAACUAUUGUAGGUGAAAAUUUGGACGCGGGAACAUCAAUUUCUGUUGAUAUUGAUGAAAUACCAUGUUUUAUAUUUUCCCUUGAUAGUACUAAAAUAGAAUGUAUCGCUUCUCCGUGUAGUAUGUGUAAAGAGUUUUCACCAUAUGCUGUUAGGGUUAUCUUUGACCAUUUCGUUCAGGAAUAUGACUUUUCAUUCCAUUACAUUAACAAUUAUCAGCAUGAUGCUGAUGGUUUCAACUUGGAACCAAAAAGUAUCCCCGCUGGAGGUAUUGCUAUCAAAACUGGAUUUCAUGAUUUUGCUGAUACUAGGAAAAAGUACUUCAUGCAAUGUGAAAAAAGUUCUUUCAAUGGCUCGUGUGAGAUGCCACCGGAGUCUUCAAACAUAGUCUGUGUGUCACCUUACAUUCCAGAUAUCAAAAGUGACUCAAUAAAUCCAAAAUAUCCCUUGUCAUUGCAUUGCUCAGUUAUUUGGAUAGACAGUCGUGAUUUACACAAAAGUAUUGUAAGUGGCAAUGUUCUUGUGUCUUUAUAUCCUAAUCCGGAAUUUCAUAACUUUACUACCAAAUUUGAGAAGCUCAUUGGAACUGAGUUCAUCAGUGUCAAAGGAAAUAAUAUAAACAAAUCCUGUCAAAUAAUGGAUAUGCAUAUAAAGGCUGGAAACCAUAGCUGCGGUGUAAUUUCAUUGUCUCUAAAUGAAAUGAUUUGUAUUCUGAGUAGGCCCAACUUAACGCCAUUAAUAUUGAGUAGUCUCAACUCGACACCAUUAAUAUUUAAAGAAGAUUUGGAUCAAGUACAUGAACAGUUAGAAAACAUUGAAUUUAUAACUGUGUCAAUUGGUGAAUAUUUUGAAGAAAUUGUUCUCAAAGCAAAUACAUCUACAAACAAUUCUGUGAAUCGUAUUUCCAAAGGGGAUACAUCUGCUAACAAUUCAUCACUCACGCUUAUAAUUUAUAUUGUAGUUACAGUAUCAAUAUUUAUCCUCAUAUUCAUCAUAGUCGGCAAAGUAUACUUGAAAUAUUCACAAACAAUGCAGCAAAUGCAACGAAGGGUGAAUAAAAUGGGCAUGGAUGCAAUCUCCAUGAGACAAUGCAUAAAGCAAGUGAUUAUAGAAAACCAAAUACAGCUGGAUGGACAUCUGGCGGAUAUGCUGAAUUUACCGAAUGUCAUGAUUGAAGCUGUUAAUGCUUCAUAUGAAAGUACCACUACUGAAAUGGCAACAGCUGUCGAAUAUCUUUUACCACUUGAUGAGAAGUGGGAAUUUCCAAGGGGUAACUUGACUCUAGGAAAGCACCUGGGGGAAGGCGAAUUUGGAGAAGUUGUUCAAGGGGAAGCUGUUGGUAUCUUGGAAGAGAAUGUUACUACCACUGUGGCAGUUAAAAUGUUGAAAGAUUCCCAUUCAGAUUCAGACAUGAUUGAUUUAGUUAAAGAGAUGGAAAUAUUGAAAUUAAUUGGAGCUCAUGAAAACGUCCUUAGACUUCUUGGCUGUAUCACGCAAAAUGGACCAUUGUUGAUCAUUACUGAAUAUGCUCAAAACGGCAAUUUGUUGAAUUUUCUUCGGAAGCGUCAUCAUUUUGUUUAUCAAAAAGCAUCAGAAGUAUUGGCUGAACAAGCUUUACUAACCUUUGCUCUUCAAAUUGCAAGAGGAAUGGAAUACCUGGCGUCUAAAAAGUGCAUACACAGAGAUCUUGCUGCCAGAAAUAUUCUGGUAUCUCAUGGCUUUGUGCUGAAAAUAGCUGAUUUUGGUUUGGCCAGAAAUAUUCAAAAUAAAGAUUACUAUAAAAAGAAAACAAAAGGUAAGCUGCCAGUUAAGUGGAUGGCACCAGAGGCAUUAACGCAUUUGCUGUUUACUACUACAUCUGAUGUGUGGUCUUAUGGAGUAUUACUGUGGGAAAUACUGACUUUAGGAGGUGUCCCCUAUCCUACAUUUACAGACAUGGACACAUUGAUCAAGGAUUUAAAAUCAGGUUACCGCUUAGAACAACCUUCUAACUGCUCUUUGAAAACGUAUGUAUAAUUUAUUUCAA
Molecule: messenger RNA, 4662 nt
Organism: Planococcus citri (citrus mealybug)
Lineage: Eukaryota; Metazoa; Arthropoda; Insecta; Hemiptera; Pseudococcidae
Exons: 5
Coding region: 162-4652 (1496 amino acids)
Biological process (GO): positive regulation of kinase activity; protein phosphorylation; multicellular organism development
Cellular component (GO): plasma membrane; signaling receptor complex
Molecular function (GO): transmembrane receptor protein tyrosine kinase activity; ATP binding; protein binding
Source: RefSeq, a predicted model, not a curated record